AUGGAGGCUGGUGCCCUCUCUGCAAACUGGAAGAAACUACAGACCACCCUCAAGCCCACAAACCCCGCCAAACCCUCCUCCCAAGCCGUCCCGAGUCAUGGAGUGAAGCGCAAGCGGGCGCCGCUUCAACUGGAAUCUCGAAGGCAGUCUCCUCGACAGACCCAGAUACCAAGGAAAAGGCCGCGUAUGGAGAAUUCCAUGGUUCCAAAUGGUGCUUCAAAGUCUCCAGCCACACUUCAGGAUCUCGAAGCUUCCGAAAAUGCCCCUCCUCUACGGCCAGUGCCUGCCGCAGCCGACUUGGUAAAUGCUGGGCUGUCUCCAACUGUAGAGGUUGGAAGAUAUGUCGCUAUUGACUGCGAAAUGGUCGGCGUCGGCCCCAAUCCUGACAGAGAAUCCGCCCUCGCGCGUGUCAGCUUGGUGAACUACAAUGGCGAACAGGUCUACGAUUCCUAUGUCCUCCCGAAAGAGUCUGUCACUGACUGGAGAACGCAUGUGAGCGGGAUCGCUCCCCACCAUAUGAAAGUUGCUCGAUCGCUCGAGGAAGUUCUGGCAGACAUAUCAAGGCUGGUCAAAGACAGAGUACUGAUCGGGCAUGCGAUUCGGAACGAUCUUGAGGCAUUGAUGCUUGUGCAUCCCAAGAAAGAUAUCCGGGACACUGCCCGUCACGCACCGUAUAGGAAGUUGGCUGGAGGGAGCUCCCCUCGGCUGAAGAUCCUCGCAUCCGAGUUGCUGGGCUUCGAGAUACAAGACGGGGCCCAUUCCAGCGUGGAGGAUGCGAGGGCGUGCAUAUUGCUGUUCCGCCGCGACAAAGCAGCUUUCGAACGAGAGCACGCCAAGAAGUGGCCUAGUCGAGCCCCGACCAAAUCGACUGAAGCAGAAGGAACGUCACUGACCGAGAAGGCUCGCAAAAAGAAGAAAAGGAAAAAGCGCUAA
This is a messenger RNA of Exophiala aquamarina CBS 119918, 933 nucleotides long. RefSeq lists its product as uncharacterized. The coding region runs from base 1 to 933 and encodes 310 amino acids. The transcript has 2 exons. Lineage: Eukaryota; Fungi; Ascomycota; Eurotiomycetes; Chaetothyriales; Herpotrichiellaceae. The record is from RefSeq and is a predicted model, not a curated record. Gene Ontology annotation, cellular component: nucleus. Gene Ontology annotation, molecular function: 3'-5' exonuclease activity; nucleic acid binding. Gene Ontology annotation, biological process: rRNA processing; ribosomal large subunit assembly.